CACUACGUGAACUAUCUACGUGGACAAGGAAAAGUCGGUGGCGCGUGGGCGUGGUCGUGGUAGUGACGUGAAUAGUGCUCACGUGCGUGCGUGCGUGCGUGUAACGGCGUUUGUGCGCGCCUGAUGCUGAAUGCACGGGGCGCGAGGCCAACGACAGGGGUUGGCACGGACUGAUUUCGCCAUCAGACUGCCGCCAAGCGGGGAGGUCUGUCUCGCGUGCCAACACACAUCAAUGGUUCAGUUGGGAUGUCGACCAUGGAACCUCAGUCUGACCAGCGUGGUUGUCCUGGCUCUCUCAAAUAUGCUAUUGACUUUCCUGUUGCUGCAGUCGGAAACCUGUAUCCCGGACGAAGUACCCAGGGAUUUGGAAUCAAACGCUGUAAGCGAAUGGAACCUCGCUACCUUAAUCAAAGAGCAGCAGGAGCAACAGCAGUCGGACUGCGUUACACAAGAUUACCAACCGUUGCCAGCUGACGCGAAUGGUUUAAAAUUGAACAUAAAGCUCGGCAGAUGGGACGCUCGUAGAAUGUUUCGAACGUUCGACCACGUUCUCGUUGGAUCUAGUUUCGUCGAGUUAUCACAGGCGUAUCGUGUUUGCCUGGCCACACAGAGCUCGGUCGAGAAGCUGCAUUCGGUCGUUCAGGCGGCUCAUCAUUGGACCGGGCCGAUGUCGGUGGCUUUGUACGCAGCUGGUGACGAAGAGUUCGAGGUUCUUCAGAAGUACCUGAUUUACCUUAGGAAGUGUUACGAACCGAUACGGGAAAGAGUCGCUUUUUCCUUGGCUGUGCCAAGGGUUAGACCGCCGAAGAGGCAGCCGCGAGAAUUCGAGCUGCCAGAGGUGGUAGAUUGUGCCAAACCAGAGGGAACACUGAACGAGUUGAUGAACGGGAUUUCCAACGAGCAGACAAACUGGCGGAUACGAAACGUCUAUCCCCAGAACCACAUGAGGAACCUGGCGAGGAAAAAUUGCCAGUCAGAUUACGUGUUCUUGACGGACGUAGAUAUCGUGCCGAGCUUUAAUUUGACCGGCGCUCUGGACGAAUUUCUGAGGACUGAUACCUGUGAUAAGUGCGCCUACGUGAUACCGACGUACGAGCUGGACUCGCGCGUCAGAUUUCCACAAAACAAGACGGAAUUGGUUAGGCUAGCGAGAAAGGGACUGGCCAGGCCUUUCCAUCAGAAGGUCUUCAUCCACAAUCAGUUUGCCACCAAUUUUACCAGGUGGAUACUAGAUACAUCUGUGAAUCAUAAAAACUUCGGCAACGUAAAAACUGGCAAGGUGUACAUCAGUCACGAUGUGACGAACUUCGAAUUCCUUUACGAACCAUUUUACGUGGCAAAGGAUAUUGUCCCGGCUCAUGACGAGAGGUUUAUGGGUUACGGAUAUACCAGAAACACUCAGGUGUACGAGAUGUACGUGGCCGGAUACCAAUUCAAGGUUCUCUCUCCAGUAUUCACGGGUCAUUGGGGUCUACAGACAAGAAAGACCAGACCAGCUUGGCGCGAACGACAGAACAGUGCCAACAGGAAGCACUUCGAGACGUUUAAGAAGGAAGUUUUCGCCCGUUACAUGCGCGAUCCUUUGAAGAUGAUGAAGAACCCUCACUGACGAAAAGUUCGUCGAAGGUUUCGCUAAUUUAUUAGCGAGAUCUUGAUCGCCGUCCUUUUUAUUCGUCGCGCGGGGCUCUCACUGAACCAAUCGGGACAACCUUCAGCGUCUUUGUCUCAAGGACGAUACUGGGCUCUAAUUGCUCUACCUGACACGGUGCCAUAAGGUUUAAGUUUUUAAACGGACGAACAAUUUCAUCGACCGUGUCAACGAUUCAAUUAGGAACGUAUCGAUCGAUUGCUGUAUUUUUCACUGUAACCGAGAUCAGAUCGUUUUCUAUAUAUUUUGUAUCGUAUCAUGAACUUCGAACAAUCAGUGAACUUGUAUAUCGAGAUUUUAGUAUUAAAUACUGGAAGACGAACAGUUUGAAAAACGUCUGUCUGCGUUGCUGCGCGCAAACAUCCGGUGGGGCACGUUUAAUUCGAGGUCCUUUUGCAUAAUAAUUUACCGACUAAGAAUAUUAAUAAAUUGACAGGUCACAAGUAGUAGAUUAUAGACUCGUGUUUGACAACUUUGCAAUUUUACAUCACGUAGAAUAAUCAUACGGCGUGUAGUUUCUUAAAUUUAUUUGUACAGUUGAAUUUCUUACAUUACGAAAAUUGUUACCGCCACAAGAGAGAGUUUAUUUGUUUUGGUAACUUGUGACUUGUAAAAUUUCACUAAUAACUAGUUCAAUCGUGCAAAGCGAGCCGAGAAAUUGAUCCAUCCAUUGUGUAGCGAGUCUCAUGGCCUUUUUAACCUUUCACGGGCCUUGAAAAAUGAAGAGAUUUGUCGUCUUGAAAAUGAUGCUUUUACUUAAUGUGUCGUUAUUCGAUCGUUAUUCAAAGCGACCUUAUCAACUAUCUCGAACCUUCCUGCUAUCCCGGGGAAUUUCGCGUGUUCCUUGUACGUUAAAGGAUCGCUUUAAUAGCCCUUCAUAUUCCGUUGUCGUUAUCGACAAAAUAAUCAAUUACUGGGUGAUCAUCCGUAUCCGACGUUUCCUGCUUGCAAAGAGUUCGAUGUUCCCGUAUGAUUCCAGUCCAUUAAACUUCGCGUUUGUGAAUUUUCAAGUUAUAUACCAGCCGUUGUAACGUCGAAAAUGGAAAGUGGUCUACCUUCGCCUGAAUUUAUUAAAAUACGUGUGAUCUUUUCGUUUAAAUUGCACGCUAACGACUUUUCUAAACCGUUAAAAAUCUCCCUUUUCAGUUAAAACGACGGUUAACGAGGCAGGAUUAAUAUCGAUCUCGAACUUAUCCGAUUCUGUGUUCUUAAUACUUCUAUACAGAAAUCGGAGCUAACCCACGAACAGUCUUUGCCUCUGUAACGUUUCAAGCUAUCAAAGUUCGAUAUACGUAUCGUUCACGCGAUAUUUCACACGUUGGACAGAAAUUCCCGCUUUGUAUCAUGCGCAUAUGGUUGUUAAAGUCAUAGCUCGAAAGCUUUCGUUUUCGAAUAGUAUUUUCCUCGUUCCCGUUUGAUAUCUUCGCUGGUCAUUCCGGUAAUAUCCGUCCCGGUAAAUCGGUGACAUAUCACGUGUAUAUAGAUCGUCUCAAGCUGGAGAGAAAUUGAGACCCGUGCUGUCUUUCUGUCGGCUCGAAGGAGAAACAUUGGUACAGUCCGGUGUACAGGUCAUACGUCAAGUUGUGUCGACAACUUCUAAUCCUGCAUAUACAGCGGCUCACGAAAGUAUUUGAAUAUUUAGAUAAAAAAUUGCUAUAUACAGGAUGGUUGGUAACUGGUGGUACAAGCGGAAAGGGGCUGAUUCUACGCGAAAAAAGAAGUCGAAAAUAUAGAAUAAAAAUUUAAAAAUUUAAAAAUUCAAAAAUUCAAAAAUUUAAAAAUUUAAAUAUUUAAAAAUUUAAAAAUUUAAAUAUUUAAAAAUUUAAAAAUUUAAAAAUUUAAAAAUUUAAAAAUUUGAAAAUUUAAAAAUUUAAAAAUUAAAAAAAUAACGUCAAUCGAGACAACGAUCUACAGUGAGAUCCGUUACAACGAGACGUGAUAAAGUGCACGCGUACCGAGCGAAAAUUCAAAGUCGAUUUUCUCGAAAACAAAGCCUCUAACGAAAAAUUGUUAUUCUAUAUUUUCGACUUCUUUUUUCGCGUAGAAUCACCCCCUUUCCGCUUGUACCACCAGUUACCAUCCACCCUGUAUAUUGUAUGUAUUAUACAAAACAUUUUAUGAUUGCAUUAACGCUCUAACGAGAAUCUGAUAAUGUACAUAGAAAUUGCAAGAUAUUUGUUACGUUAACACAUAUUUAUAAUAAAAGAUAAGUAGUCACACCUUAAGUACGUGACAAGUGUUAAAUACGAUCCCAAUAAAUAUCGUGAUUUAUUGAUAUAGUAGAUAAUUGAUAGUUUUCGAUACUUUUGCGAUCUCCGUGAAAUACAUAUUUGCGUCAAACAUCUUGCAGCUUCUGUGUAAAUUAUCAGAUUUCUUUCAAACUUUAUCGAUAUGAUAAAUUUGUGCUGACGAAAUUUCAAAAUAUUUCGUAUAACACACGUAAUAUAUUGACGUAAAAUCUUUCUACAAAUACACUUUCCUGAGCCAUUGUACAUCGCACCGUAUAAACGUCGUAGGUAAGGAUAAUAACGAAAUGGUUUUGGGCCAUGAUCGAUCGAUUUUGCAACAUACAAUAGACCAGACUAAGACAAUUGACACGAUCGAUGCUAGUCCAGGGCUUAAGGUGUUUGUCAUAGGUAUACGUCAGUGAGUUCCACGUAAACGAGCAUCUGUUUGGGAACUUGUCGCGAAGAAGAAUACUAUUUAUUAUUAAGAUCAAAGUAUUUUCACUUUAUUCAAGACACGUAAUAUGAUUGAUAUUAAUUAUGUUACUUAAUGCUACAUAUCGAUACAACAAUGUCCAUUUUCUAUUCACGGAAUCACUUCAGUAGCGAAAGCACUUAGCAAACCUCACCAAUGGAACCAAAACGCACUACCCUGUGACCAGAAAAAUGCGAGGGAACGUCAGUUAAGGAACAAAGCAUUUGGAUGGAAGUAGAUUCGAAUUGUUCGAAUACAACAUCGAAUUGCCAUUUAAACUAAAAGAAAAUAAGGAUAAACGUAGCGUGUUUCAAUCGCCGGUGAAAGAUGCGAAUGACAAACAGCUUAAACGAGUCGGUGUAACGAUUGGAUCGUGUUAAUCGCGUUAUCGAAAAGUAUAAAGGAUUGAAAAAAGGUGAAAGGAAUGACAGAGAAACGUAACGAACGAAAGGAACACGAAGGAUCCCUUAGGUGAACGUGAAAUAUUUGCAAGAACAGCGAAAUUUACGUGUAUGUUCGUUGUCGUUGCGAAUAUUUCGUAUUUGUUUGUGUCGAAGAGAAGAAUCCUUAAAGGGAGGAGAAUGAGAAUAAGGACGAAGGAAAAAGAAGAAGAAAGGAGUCGGCGUGUGGAGAUGCAGGGUAGGGCAAUCAAGUAGCCGUGAUGAGCGUCGAGGGGUUGGUGGCGUACUUCUGGGUGCUUCCGGUUCAUCGGUUCGUCCUAAACGAAACUAAGCUCGCUUGCUGCUUCCACUCACGGAUUGCCAGAGUCAUCAGAGACUGCCAUGCGGGAUCGCGGAAUAAAUAUCUGCCGGUGAGUUUCGCGGCACGUACACGGUGCACGAACGGGGAAACGAGGCCGUAGAUCUUAAGCGAACGUACCUCGUUAGCUAUCUGUGAUUUAAGAGUUUUAAGUUCGGCGGAUCGAUCUCGGCUGAAAAGGAAGAGCCGCGAAAGCUUUUCAAGUGCGCGUUCGAAGAGUCACGGAGAACGAUGUCUCGUUAUAUCCGAGGCACGAUAUUGUCAGAGAAAGAAACGGAAUUGUAUAAUUGUCAUAUAUAUAUCGACAUAUAUAUUAACAAAAUUACGAAAAGAUUGCUAUCAACGAAUUUUUUAAUCGAUCGACCGUUUGAUAGUGUAAUAAAAUAGGAAAGAAUUCGAAAUGAAUGUUAGAAAAAAAUGAUCUGUUUAUUGUCAAAUUUUCCUACAUUUUUGGUAUCAUAUACGAACAUACGUACAUAUUGAAUUUCUCGUAGAAAAUAAAUAUUAUUCGUAAUUGACAGAAUUGUUGAUAAUAGGAAGACAGCUCUACUUUACGGUAAUUCGAGUAAACUAACAAAAGUCAAUUCAGAAUCGAUGAAAAUCAAAUCAUUCUUCGGAACGUGUUAUACAUUUUUGCACUUUAGAAUACGAGAUUUAUACCUGCCUUUCUCUUACGAUAAAUUCACUUUAAAAAUGAAACGUUGGAACUGCCUUCUUAUUGUUGCAAAUCCCUCAAUUAUAGUUACUAUAUUUCGCAAGCUUUUCGAAUCCUCCUCAGACUACGCUGUUAAAAGGUUAGAAGUUCGUGAAACAAAUCUUCGUUUUUCGGUUCUUGCGAUCCUCGCUGACGACUCGAAAAUGAAAUUACGCGGUACUCGUAAGGGAGUGACGCUAAUGGAAGUCGCAAGCUCCGAUUUCAUUUUUGAAUUAUUUAUACAGCCGCGGCUGUUACCGUUCCGAUAUCGUCGUAUGCGCAUCCUCGAUCAAAAAGCAUACAUGCAAGCGAAAUACAAACGAGAUCGACGCGUGAUCUAUUCGAAAGACCGCGACAUCGCGGCGAACGAGAAAGUGCAGUGAAAGAUCUUUUUAUCCGGUUCUUCAGUGAUGCUAUUGUCACUUAUCACGCGACAUUCCAAUGUUAUGGAAUUAUCGCUCAUCCCAAGUUUCCCGAAACGAGAAUACGGAAGAAAAAGAGACAAAGCGAGAUUUUGAUAGAACUAUUCGCAUUCACGCCUUUUCGAAUCCUAUUCAGCUCCCUUCCCUUCCCGUUGUCUCGUCUCAACAGCAAGAACAUUGCUCAACGAUUCGUCGCUAGUAAACCGAUUUGUGUAAUUUAUGGAACAUUUUAUGACACAGAGUUAUUGUAUAUUAUAAUGUUUUUACGAAUACGUGUAAACCGCCAAAAUGAUUGUAACACGAGAUGAUUACUGUUAAAAGGUGAGGCACAAUAAAUCAGUACGAAGCAUGGAUAUGAAA
This is a messenger RNA of Bombus huntii, 6583 nucleotides long. Its product is annotated as beta-1,4-glucuronyltransferase 1. Gene Ontology annotation, molecular function: glucuronosyltransferase activity. Bases 131 to 1609 code for a protein of 492 amino acids. The record is from RefSeq and is a predicted model, not a curated record. The transcript has 4 exons. NCBI's taxonomy places the organism in Eukaryota, Metazoa, Arthropoda, Insecta, Hymenoptera, Apidae.